Molecule: messenger RNA, 2286 nt
Organism: Lacerta agilis (Sand lizard)
Lineage: Eukaryota; Metazoa; Chordata; Lepidosauria; Squamata; Lacertidae
Product: vomeronasal type-2 receptor 26-like
Exons: 5
Coding region: 1-2286 (761 amino acids)
Biological process (GO): G protein-coupled receptor signaling pathway
Cellular component (GO): membrane
Molecular function (GO): G protein-coupled receptor activity
Source: RefSeq, a predicted model, not a curated record
AUGCGUUCAACAUCAGAGAACCCCUCUCCCACCCUGUCCCCCUUAUUUGCCAUCCAGGAGGUCAACCAGAAUCCUAAGCUUUUAUCCAACGUCACCCUGGGCUACAGCAUCUAUGAGGCCGCUUUUGAUGCCACAACAGCGGCUGAUGCCAUGCUAGACAGCAUUCCAAGCUACAGCUGUGGAGGACAGAAUAAUGUGUUAGCUGUUUUUGAAGACACAGCUACUGAAAUCUCCAGCCAGAUUUCAAAAAUCUUGAGCAUCUACAAAAUGCCUCAGAUCAGUUUGGGCUCUUCUGCUUAUGAUCUUAAAGGGAAAAAACAGUUUCCUUUUAUCUUCUGGAUGGUCCCAAAGGAAGAAACCCAGCACAUGGGGAUUGUCAAGUUGCUGCUCCAUUUUGGAUGGACUUGGGUCGGUCUCUUUGUUCCAGACAACGACAAUGGAGAAAGGUUCCUGAGUGCUUUCACGCCUCUGCUGACCCGUGGUGGGAUCUGUGUCGCUUUCUUGGAAAAAAUGCCUUUUUUCAUCGUGGAAAUGUCAUCCUUGCAUUGUAAACCAUCUGUCCUGAGACAAGUCAAGGUGUUCAUUUACUAUGGAGACUCUGAGUACAGAAUUCAUAUUAUUAGAUACUUACAAAAGAUGCCUGAAGUGCAGAAAUCUCAGGGGAAUGUCUGGAUCACAGCAAAUAUUCCAGACAUUGACGAUAUGUUGUUUGGAAAUAUGCCUUACCACCCGCCUGCCCAAGGUUCUUUGUCCUUUGUAAUGAAUACCCCAAAAAGGACAGAACAUGGCUACUAUACUCGACUUAAAUCUGCAUCUAAAACGUUUUGGCAGAGGGCAUUCUAUUGCUCAUGUUCUAACAAUGUGCAGUCCAUGGAGGGUUGGACAAGAUGCACAGAAAAGGAACAACUGGAAACUUUGUCCCAGGAAGAGAUUGAGGCAAUCUGGUCUCAAGAUCGCUACAGCAUUUACUACGGUGUCCAACUUGUGGCUCAGGCCUUAAAUGCUGCAUAUUCAUCCAGAUCCAAAUGGAGGUUAAUGGCGGGUGGAGGAGACAGACUGGAACUUCAAAAGUUGCAGCCAUGGCAGCUUCACGCUUUCUUAAAAGAAAUCCAGCUUUCUAACACAUCCAUAGGAGGAAUGUAUUUUGAUAAGAAUGGGGAGCUGACUGCCAACUUUGAUAUCGUGAACUGGGUCGUGUUUCGCAAUAGAUCUCACAGCAGAAUGAAAGUUGGGAGCAUCGAGGGACGGGCAUCCUCCGACGUAAAGCUCACCAUUAAUCCAGAAGCCAUUGUGUGGCCUGGGAACUUCAGCAAGACAAUUAUGGAUGUAAGAAUUUUGUUAGAGAUACUGAAGUCCUUCUUCUUCUCUUCAGAUGCAAAGCAUUGCACCAAAUGCCCAGAAGAUCAGCAUGCAAAUCAAGCGCGAGACAAAUGUAUCCCCAAGACUACAACAUUUCUCACUUAUGAAGAACCCUUGGGGAUUGUCCUGGUUUCCUUUGCCCUCUUCUUGUCCUUGACCACUGGCGUUGUGCUAGGAAUCUUCAUUAAAUACAAGGAAACUCCCAUAGUCAAAGCUAAUAAUCGGGACCUCUCCUAUAUCCUCCUCAUCUCCCUCCUGCUUUCCUUUUUGUCCUCUUUCCUGUUCAUCGGCCGACCAAGCAAAGUGACCUGCCUUCUCCGACAAACAGCCUUCAGCAUCAUAUUUUCAUUUGCCGUUUCUUCUCUGUUGGCCAAAACCAUCACUGUGGUGCUGGCCUUCCUGGCCACAAAGCCAGGGAACAAGGUGAGAAGAUGGCUGGGGAAGAGUCUGGCCAACUCCAUUGUCCUUUCCUGUUCUGGUAUGCAAGUUGUCAUCUGUAUCAUCUGGCUGGGAGUCUCCCCACCCUUCCCAGACUCCGAUAUGCACUCCCAAGCUGGAGAGAUCAUCCUUCUAUGCAAUGAAGGGUCUGUUGCCAUGUUCUACACUGUCAUUGGCUACAUGGGCUUCCUGGCUGCCAUCUGCUUCACAGUGGCUUUUCUAGCCAGAAAGCUUCCAGGGUCCUUCAACGAAGCCAAGCUGAUCACCUUCAGCAUGCUGGUCUUCUGCAGUGUUUGGGUCUCUUUUGUGCCCACCUACCUGAGCACAAAAGGGAAGUUCAUGGUAGCCGUGCAGGUCUUCACUAUAUUGGCCUCAAGUGCUGGGCUUCUGGGUUGCAUCUUCAUUCCCAAGUGCUACAUUAUCAUCCUCAGGCCUGAUCUGAACACAAAGGCACAUCUUACUACAAAAAGUGAAGGUGGUAGUAUCUGA